CUCUGCUCUCAGUCUCCUGUCAGUAGGAUCCCACUGUUGCAUGAAGUCCCAGGGGCUGCGUCGUACGUCUAUAUCCCUUGAAAACAAGAGCUGGCACUUGCAGGGAGUGCAUGGCAAAAAUGGAACAACAUUUUGGCCGAACUUUUUACCAUGAACUGAAACUUCCAUGACUGUUUCCUUCUCAAAAGAAUUCAGCCUGCAAUAAGAUGGGAAAUAAAUCAGAUGCCUCUGCAUUUUAUUCCUCCAUAUCGGAAACUGAUGACAUUGUGUUAGGAGUCCUAUAUUCAGUGUUUGGCCUUUUGUCUCUCUCUGGCAACUCCAUGCUGCUGUUGGUGGCCUACAGAAAACGCUCCAUUCUGAAACCUGCUGAGUUCUUCAUCGUUAACCUCUCUAUCAGUGACCUGGGUAUGACCGGGACCCUGUUUCCUCUGGCAAUUCCAUCAUUAUUUGCACACAGGUGGUUGUUCGAUAAAGUGACAUGCAAUUACUAUGCAUUCUGUGGAAUGCUUUUUGGACUUUGCAGCUUGACUAACCUGACGGUGCUGAGCUCUGUCUGCUGUCUGAAAGUCUGUUAUCCGGCUUAUGGAAAUAAGUUUUCCACCGCCCAUUCACGAAUCCUGCUGCUGGGUAUUUGGGCCUACGCGGGUCUGUUUGCUACAGCGCCACUGGCGGACUGGGGGAAAUAUGGACCUGAGCCAUACGGUACAGCUUGCUGUUUAGACUGGGAGGCAUCUUACCGGGAACGCAAGGCUUUGUCCUACACCAUAUCUUUGUUUGUUUUCUGCUACCUCAUCCCCUCUUCCUUAAUAUUCAUCUCCUACACCCUCAUAUUUGUCACUGUGAAAGGGGCCAGGAGGGCCGUCCAGCAACAUUUGUCCCCACAAGCUAAAGGAAGCAGCAUCCACAGCUUGAUAAUAAAGCUCAGUAUAGCAGUCUGCAUUGGGUUUCUCAUAGCCUGGACUCCAUAUGCUAUUGUGGCUAUGAUGGCAGCAUUUGGAGACCCUACAAAAAUCCCAUCGCUGGUGUUUGCACUGGCCGCAGCAUUUGCCAAGUCCUCAACGAUUUACAACCCAGUGGUUUAUCUGCUCUUGAAGCCCAAUUUCCUCAAUGUGGUAACCAAAGACUUGACAUUAUUUCAGACCAUGUGUGCAGUGGUUUGUGGGUGGUGUCGGACGCCUGCGGUCAAAACUCCAUGUCCGCACAAAGACCUGAAAACCACCUCAAAACCGCCCAGCAGUUUUAAGAAAAGCCAAGGUGUGUGCAGGAACUGUGUUGAUACUUUUGAAUGUUUUCGGAAUUACCCACGAUGCUGCAGUGUGGGGAAUGUUGACGCUGCCCAGCCCAUGGCAGCCUCUCUGGUCAGAAUCCCCCCAGCAAAUGGCGCCCCCCAACAAACAGUUCAACUUGUUGUAAGUUCAUCAAGAACAAGGUCUGGGGUGGAGACCGUUGAGGUGUCAACCGAGGCCCCAAUGUCAGAUUUCAUUAAAGACUUUAUCUGAACACAAAGGGUUUAACAUCUCUGGGAAAUGUCUGUUGUACUGAUGUAAAAUAUUAAAGUGUUUUCAACUCA
Molecule: messenger RNA, 1570 nt
Organism: Xenopus tropicalis (tropical clawed frog)
Lineage: Eukaryota; Metazoa; Chordata; Amphibia; Anura; Pipidae
Gene: opn7b
Product: opsin 7, beta
Biological process (GO): visual perception; detection of visible light; signal transduction
Cellular component (GO): membrane
Molecular function (GO): G protein-coupled receptor activity
Source: RefSeq, marked predicted